Messenger RNA from Paramecium octaurelia, 1287 nucleotides. NCBI's taxonomy places the organism in Eukaryota, Ciliophora, Oligohymenophorea, Peniculida, Parameciidae. The record is from the annotation of a GenBank genome assembly.
AUGAAGCAAGAAUACUCCGAAAACAAACAGCAAGUCCUCAGUCUCAAAUACCAACCCACAAGCACAAAUAACUAUCGCAAUCAAUUACUUUGGCAACCUCAAACUGAUAAUCUCAAUAGCACCUUAAUGUUGGCCCAAAGAAUAUUCAGAGAGUAUAAGUAAAGUAUUUAUUGGAUCAAUUGAACCCGUAGAUAAGUUCCAAGUCAGAAAGGUCUCCGCAAUUCAACAACAAUAAAAAGAAAAGGAACCAGAACAAAAAAAGCAAAAGACAACCAUCAUGGACUCCAAAAGAUUUCACAUGUACAACCACCCUAAAAACAACAGGGUCAAACAACUCAACUCCACUGCCAACAAUUCCUUCUAUUCCAAGAAGAGCACAGAAAAAUAUUAAUAAUCCCCCAUCAAACCUAAGACUGCCUCCUCGAUUUCAAGGGCUAAACGCAUGCUUCCCUAAUAAAUCUCCAUUUCACCCAUUGACAGUGUCGGCCCAUUGGUUUCUGCGCAAAGUUGGUGCAUCAUUAAUGGGAAGAAUGGACAAUUGAUGAGCGGCCAAAAUCACUAUAAAAGCAGACAAAUGGCUUCAAUCACUAAAAUCAUGACAUGUUGGCUUGCACUUAAACUCACACAGCAAUUUCACUUGGACCUUGAUAACACCUAUUUCACAGUGCCAGAAAAAGUAGUUCAUAGCUUAAAUAUAGGCAGAAAGGAUUGGAGGCACUACAGCUCAACUCUAAAGCGGUGAUAAACUCAGCAUUAGAGAUCUGCUCUAUGGGUUGAUGUUACCAUCUGGUAAUGAUGCAGCAAUCUCCUUACAACACAAUUUUGAACUUUAUAAAGGUUGCGACUUUAUUUAACAAAUGAAUCAAAGUGCCUAAGACAUCGGAAUGGAAAUGACCUCCUAUUCUAAUCCACAUGGUAUUAUUAUUCAUGUAUCCAAAAGGUUUGUAUCACGAAGACAAUUACUCCUCUGCAUAUGAUAUUGGCGUCUUAACUUAUAAUGCCAUGUAAAACCUACAGUUCGCUAGCAUUGUCAAGACCAAAAUCUAUUUUAGUGAAAUCGAAGACAAAUUUGGAGAGUCUAAGGAAAUCUUUUGGGAAAACACCAAUAAAAUGCUAUAUCAGGGAUUCAGAGGAGUUAAGACAGGCAUAACAAAAGAGGCUGGCCCAUGUGUUGUAGAGUAUUUUGAGGACAACCAAAAUUCCUACAUUAUAGUACUCCUAAAUUGCAGAUCGGUGGAUCAAAGAUGGCAAGAUACCAUCAAAUUAUUGGAUUGGAUACGAUAAUGA